AUGUCUCCCUCGCCCCCUAGACAGGGUGCAACAAGGCGCACCCGCGCCGGGAGUAAUCAGCCACAGUCGCGCUUCUCCACACCUGCGCGGCGAACUGGUCUCGCUGCUGUCAACGAUGAUGAAUCUGUCAUGUCUGGCUCUGGGAUGGAUGUUGACGACGAAUCUUCGGAGGUGGUCGAGCGCGGGCUGAGAACAGACACCGUCUUCUCCAAGUCAAAAGAAAUGACCGUUACGUUUUAUGCGCAACUGCCCGUGGAAGUUAAGCAGGCAUUACGGAGUGCUGAUUUUUAUAGGGAUGCAUACACGGGUGAUGUUGACACCCUGACCGGCUUCGCGGUGGUCGCGUCAUUGCGGACUUGUUUCGUGUGGAAGUAUAGCCAGGCGUUGACCGGAACUCCUACUUGCUAUAUAUUCGGCUGCCCUAGGGAGCCCUACCCGCCGCCCAUGGCCACGCCUUUCCAUGCACUCGUUCCGUUUGGCUCCCAAAGAGAGCCCGGCCUCAUUGUCUGUUCCAAUAUAGGCCAAGUGCGCUUCUGGGACAGUAUAGGCAUGGGACUCGCCGGAGGCGACAACUUCUCGUUUUCAGUAUUGUCCCUGGUGGAAGGGGAGAAUGUUACGAACCUCGUCAGAGCAGAUGCGCAGACGUUCAUUGCCUCAACGUCUACUGGCCGACUUUUCCGUCUACUGGUCACCUCUUCUGGCGGCAAAUACCACCUGUCACUCCAUCCAUUUGGUCGUCCACAAUCAAACCUACAGCGGCUGAUUCCAAACUUUUGGUCUGACCCAGAGCAGCAGCCACAACCAGGUUUCAUCAGUGCAGUUGCGGCGGAGGACCUGGCUCGUGACGCUACUGGCAGGCUCGUGUGGGUACUCAUCGACCUGAGAAUACAACAGUGGAACAUGUCCAUCGAAGGCUGGGAGAAGCUAUUGACAGAGGAAGACGUCAGUUCGCAAACCCGGGCAGCUCUCCGGGAACACUUUCCCAAUGCGCCAGAGAGCGACGUGGAAUUGGACCUUGAACUAUUGGACCUGAAGCUACAAGGGCCUGACGACAUGGUUAUGCUCGUCUCAUGGGCCGGCCAGGACGAAGAGGGCGUCGCUACGGAACUCACAACGCACCCAAGACGUGUCUACGCUAUCGUCUACUUGAGGCAUCUUCCCGGUGCUUAUACCGUUACAAAUGUCCGAGCAGUGCCGUAUCAGAGUACCUCGAGCUCUGGCGCGCCAAUGCAUCCUAGGCUGCAAAUCAUCGUUCCCGAGAAACUCAUCGCAAUCCAAUUUGGUGAUGCUGUGACCAUCUGUGCACAAGAGAAUGAGUACAUGGACCGCCUGGAGCUGAAGUCUGCCAUGGACCGUACUUUGGGCCUCGGAGUCAUGAAGGGAGACAGCGAGUUUUUGGUCCUCACGGCCGCUACCAUGAUGAAGACUACUAUCGACCUCGACGAGGUGGCCACGUUCUCCCCGGAGACUGGCCGAGCCAACCUCAUCAAGUCUACUAUGACCAAAGCGAUCCUGUAUGGUUCCCUGUCUGAGAACCCACUACACUUCAGCUUCCCUCCUGAGAUCGACGAGGAAGCGCUGAUGUCCGGUGCCCAGCAGCUCAGUGAGGCCAUUUUGGAGUCCGACACUGAAGUUGUUCGAGCCCAUCACGACUUGCACGCACAGAUGAGUGGCCGGAAGGACAGGCUAAGCUUCCUCAUCAAAUUCAUCAACGACAACUCUGCGUUGGGGAAGAUGUCCCAACGAAGUCGUCAGACCUUAGCGGCCGAUGCUGAGAAACUCUAUGCAGCUCACCAGUUGUGGUUGCGACACAACGACUCCCUCCGGGCCGGACACACGGAUAAUGUUCUCCACGAAGCAGUCUACCGGUACAUGAAUGCACUUGGGGAGGGACACCACGAAGACUGUCUUCGGGCAUUCCUGCGGCUGCGCGUACGAGACCUGGGAGGACUCCUACCGCAAGUCGCAGAGCUCGUCCGACGCUCGUCGUCCGAGAUGGGCGGCAAGACUGCGGAGACCAUCCCACAAGCGAACCAGAUUGCAUUGACGAUCCUGCAAUCCGCUCACAGCUACCGCGAGUACAACCUGGGUGUAUACGGCAUCGUCCUCCCCAUGAUCAACCCUUGGACCAGCCAGAUAGAAAUCGUCGACAUUGUCAACGAGCUAUUCCAACGGACCACUCUACUGGUCGAGACGCCUUCUGGCGACUCGGAGGCGGCGGAAAGCAAGAAGGUGCCUAGGCAACAGCUUCCUGAGCUCGCAGCGUGUUUGUUCCGGUGCAUUCAGGAGCGGCUGGAUUGGUUGGGAAGUCCUAGCGCAGCGGAGGACUCCGAACUGAAGAGAGACCUUUCUCAGUUGGAAGAUAGGUUCCGCCAACUUCGACCGGAAGCCCUGGAAGUGCUCAGGCGUAACGGAUUCGCGAACGAGGCAUUCAAGCUCGCAGAAGAUUACCACGACUUCCGGAGCUUGGCGUCGCUCUGCCACAAGGGCAAGGUGUAUCCUCCAGAGGAGAACCCGAAUGCGGCGCGCAUCGAGACAUACAUCGAGAAGUUCAAGGAGGCGUUCACGACUGAGCUUUACCAGUGGUACAUUGAACAUGGCGAGCUGCGCACGAUGUUUGCUGAGGGGCACAACGAGUACCUCGACGCGUUCUUUGCGGAACACUCACACCCUGGUAUCUCAUGGAUACACGACCUCGGGCGAGGCCGUUACGCAUUGGCCUCCCAAGCUCUGCUCACCGAAGCCGAGCAUGCCCCUGAGUUGGUGUCGAAGCAUCUUAUGCUCAGCAUGGGCAAGCUGUCGCACCUCGCGCAGCUACAUGAGGGUACCAAAGCAAUCAACCAAGAUGUUUUGGACGCCUUCCAUGACGGCCUCGACUUCGUGAGCGUACACGAGACGCUGAUCGACGACCUCAAGUCUGCACUUGCUUCGGUCCGCUCGAGACAGUCGCUCGAGAUGCAGGUUGAAACGAUCACGCAAAAGAAAGCUAGUAACCUCAGCAAUCGUAAAGCCCUCUACAAUGUCUUCAAGUUCCUGGUACGGCAGUUGCUACAAGGCAAGGCUCUCUCAGUCGAGGACAUGGCGGAGAUCCUAAGCCUGAAGGACAACUAUGAGCGUGUCGAAGAUUACACCACCGCGUUGCACCUCCUUGCCCGCGCCGAGAACAUCCCGAGCACAAGAAGACUAAGCGUCUUCAAGAACGUCUGGCGCAGGAUCUACAUCCACGACGACUGGAACCUGAUCCGCCAAACGACGGGCGUGUCCGACCAGGAGCUCAACCAGCGCCUGCGCAGCACCGCGCUCUACGCCGCGCUCCAGGCGGUCGUGCACAAGCGUGGGCGCCCAGAGGGCUACAAGCUCACUCCUGCCGAUGCGCUCGACGUGCCCGCGGAGGACGAGCUCGCGCUGCGCUGGCCGAGCAUGUCGCCCGAGGAGGCGACCGCGAUUGCGCGCGACUACCAGCGCGACAGCCGCACUUUGCGGGAUCUCGACCUGGACGGGAUAUUCCUGAGCAUGGAGCAGCUCGUGAAUGCGGACGAGGGUGUUCCCGGCAGCUCGUAG
Trametes versicolor FP-101664 SS1 is the source of this 3561-nucleotide messenger RNA. RefSeq lists its product as uncharacterized. The transcript is spliced from 21 exons. Bases 1 to 3561 code for a protein of 1186 amino acids. The record is from RefSeq and is a predicted model, not a curated record. Gene Ontology annotation, molecular function: structural constituent of nuclear pore; protein binding. Gene Ontology annotation, biological process: transcription-dependent tethering of RNA polymerase II gene DNA at nuclear periphery; poly(A)+ mRNA export from nucleus; protein import into nucleus. Gene Ontology annotation, cellular component: nuclear pore outer ring. Lineage: Eukaryota; Fungi; Basidiomycota; Agaricomycetes; Polyporales; Polyporaceae.